Messenger RNA from Danaus chrysippus (African queen), 1752 nucleotides. The record is from the annotation of a GenBank genome assembly. Lineage: Eukaryota; Metazoa; Arthropoda; Insecta; Lepidoptera; Nymphalidae.
AUGGAGACUGAUGAAACACGAAGAGAUCGGAAAACAGAAAAAAUUGAAAUGGAUGUUCAAAAGAAGAAUGGUAGUAAUGGAACAAUUAAUCAUGAUCUCUUAGACUACGAACCAAGCGGUUGGUUGGAAGUCACUCUGUCCAAGAUGGGUCACUCCACCGAGGACUUCAUAAGGAACAACAUCUCCUCCAUGAAGAUCAUCUCUCUGUUUAUUCUGAACGGACUCGUGAUCGGCUUCUUCUUCGCCUGCAUGUAUUACUGGAUGUAUCACGAUAAUAGGCCCUUAGAGUUGUGUAAUGGCUUCGGCAGUCUCAUAGCGUUCCUGGGUAUCAUAUAUUUCUUCCUCAUCUAUUUCCAAGUCUUAAAAAGAUUCUUUGGGAAAUGGUUCGAGAGGACCAUUUGGAGGAGAGUCAAAAAUAGUUGGUCAAAGUUAUGGAAAAUACCGAUUUAUAAAUGGUGUUUUUGUGUAGCUAUUUCGCUAGCCAUAGCCCUUUUCUUGUAUUGGGACACUAGAGAUAAUCCUCAAAGACUUAUUUCACUUCUCGGUCUUUCUGUUUUAUUACUUUUAGGUUUCUUAUUUUCUCUACACCCUGGUCGGAUAAACUGGAGAAGUGUGACAGUUGGUCUUUUCGUACAAUUUUUAUUCGGCUUAGUCUUUAUACGUUGGGAUGCUGGCAGGAUGGCAUUACAAUGUUUCUCUAAUAAGGUGGCAACAUUCUUAUCAUAUGGUGUAGACGGUGCAGCCUUCGUUUUUGGAGAUUUCCUUGUUAGACAGGAACAAGUAUUUGCUUUUAACGCUCUCACAGUUAUAUUCUUCUUUAGUAUGCUAGUCGAAGUUUUAUUCUAUUGGGGCGCUAUGCAGUGGUUCUGUCUGAAACUUGGCGGAGUACUGCAAGCUGCUACUGCUACCACAGUAUGCGAGAGCAUGAUUGCAGUUGGAAAUGUCUUCCUUGGUAUGUCGGAAUCAGUGCUACUUAUAAAACCCUACAUUCCCGUACUGACGCCUUCAGAACUUCACGUUGUCAUGUCUUCUGGAUUCGCAACAGUUUCUGGUACGAUACUGGCUGCGUAUAUAAAUUUCGGCGCUGAGCCGGCCCACUUGGUGACAGCGAGUGUGAUGUCAGCGCCGGCCGCGCUCUGCUUCUCAAAGCUCAUGUAUCCUGAGACGAGACGUUCUCUCACUACCGUAGACAACAUACCAAGUGUGGAAAGACAGGAUCAAUCGGCGCUAUCCGCAGCAACCCGUGGCGCUACCAAUGGCAUAUCACUGAUCUUGAACAUCAUAGCGAAUCUGGUGGCUUUCGUUGCCUUUAUAUCUUUCGUGAACGGCUUUCUGGGUUACUGCGGUGGAUUGCUUGGCAACCCAGAGAUCAACUUAGAAUGGAUAUUCGGCAAGAUCUUCAUACCAUUGUGUUGGCUGAUGGGUGUUCCGUGGGAGGAGUGCGAGCUGGUGGGAUCUCUGAUAGGUCUCAAGACAGUCGUCAACGAGUUCGUGGCGUACCAGCGCAUGGGAGAGAUGAAGCGAGAGGGCCUGCUGUCGCCGCGGUCCGAACUGAUCGCGACCUACUCCCUGUGCGGCUUCACGAACCCUUCGUCAGCUGGCAUCAUGAUCGGAGCCAUCUCCGCGAUGGCACCCAACCAGAGAGAGACACUAUCCAGUUUGGCUGUGAGAGCAUUUUUCACUGGAUGUGCUAUAUGCUUCAUGACUGCAUGUAUUGGAGGUAUCCUUAUGCCAGAAGAUUCAUUCGUAUGA